ACGUCACCGUCAGCUAAUGUCAAACACGGAUUAAAGAUGGCGCCCUCUCACGCACUAAGGUGCUGUAAACGGGCUCUGAAUUGGGUACCUGUCCUGUUUAUUAACCUGGUCGUCGGCUGGUCCUAUUACGCCUACGUUGUGGAGCUGUGUGUUUAUACAAUCCCAAAUAAUGCUGAACGAAUCAGCUACUUGGUUAUCUUUCACAUUUUCCUCGCCAUGUUCAUAUGGGCCUACUGGAAAACUAUCUGGUCCAAACCAGCCAAUCCCUCAGAAGCAUUCAGUCUACCCAGGGCAGAGAAGGAGCUGUAUGAGAGAGAAGAGCGAGCUGAGGCCCAACAAGAGAUCCUGAAGAAAGUGGCGAGGAAUUUACCCGUGUACACACGCACAGCUGGAGGAGCCAUCAGAUACUGCGACUUCUGUCAGGUAAUCAAGCCUGAUCGCUGCCAUCACUGCUCAACCUGUGAAAUGUGUGUGCUGAAAAUGGACCAUCACUGCCCCUGGGUGAAUAACUGUGUUGGAUUCUCAAACUACAAGUACUUUGUCCUGUUUUUGUCCUAUGCGUCACUCUACUGUGUAGUGAUUUGUGCAACAGUCAUCCAGUAUUUCAUCAAAUUCUGGACCAAACAGCUGCCUGACAACCAUGCCAAAUUCCACAUCUUGUUUCUUUUCUUUGUGGCGGCUUUGUUCUUCAUCAGCAUCGUGUCACUUCUCGGAUACCAUCUGUGGCUCGUGGGAAAGAACAGGACCACUAUAGAGGCUUUUAGGGCUCCUUUUUUCACAAAUGGGCCAGAUAAAAAUGGGUUUUCUCUGGGAUUUAGCAGAAAUGUAGCUGAGGUGUUUGGAGACCAGGCAAAGUACUGGUUUUUCCCUGUUUUCUCAAGUCAGGGUGAUGGGCAUUCCUUUGUCACCAGAUUGGUACAGAUAGAUCCUGAGCAAGCCAACAGUGUCCUCCAGCAGAAUGGCAAAGGGCCUGCUGAUGGAGAAGCUAACCCGCAUGUCCUCAGCAAUAAUGUUCAGCACACAGAAGAUGGCAGCAAAGAGAAAAUGAAUGGCGGACAGACUGUCUCCGUGACAAUAGAAAACGAGCAGUAGACGACAUGUGUAUCUCAACUACGAUGCCUUAAACCAGGAGUAUCAUCACCUCGACGGGAGUUUAAAGCUUUGAUGCAGCCUCAAACCACAUGUUUUGUAUUUGGUUUUUACUACAUGGACCAUUCCUCAUCCAGCGUGCUUUGAAAGAGCACUGCAACAAUACUGCUAUCAUGUAGAAAGAGCCUCUACAGCGACCUCAUAGACUGCACCAGUCUGAAGCAGAAGAGAUUCAGGGAAGGAGAUGUCUUUAAGAUAAACCAAAGACAUUCAAAUAAUCCCCAAAAUGUGGGAGCCAAUGUUUGUCUUUGUCUGUUUUAUGUUUAAGAUUUCAUCUAGAGAGUCAUCCUUUAUCAGUAUUAAUCAACCUCUUAAUCACUAAUUGCAGAGCAAAAGGUUUGUAUGUUGAUUUUCAUCCAAAAUAAUGUUUGUCUUAUAAGUUGAACUUCAAGCACAGUGCAAUUAGCAGCAGUCUGUUAUCAGAUGGUCUCAAAUUUAGUUUACAUAUUUGUAAAUAUUUGAAGGUCUUUCUGUUUACACUUUAAAAUAUUUAUUUUGCAUUUCAUAAUAUAUUUGAUUGAUAAACAUAAAGAUGAUAAAUGCUAAAACUUAGAUGACCAGAUCCAGUUUAAUGCUUGUUGGAAUGGUUUAAUCUCAAUCCGGAUACUUGAAACACAAAGCCAACAGGUCUCCCAUAAUUCCAAGAUGAUCAGGUAGAUUGGAUUUUUCAUUGCACUAUAAUUAUCUGUAAUUUGUCCUGUUUUAUAAAUUAAUUGCUUUGUCUUUCUAUGUAUUUAUUUGUAAAUCACAUUUUAUUUAUUUUCAAAAAGACAUUAAUACAAGUUAUUUCCUUCUUCAUCUACAGAACUAAGAUCCUUUGUAUUUCUAUAUUAACAUGAAUCUAUUUGAAGAGUCUUCUGUUUGUGUCCACCACUUUGAAAGAAAUUUCCAAGUUUGAAAAGCACAGAACAUAAAAAGGCCCACAAUAAAAAAAAAUAUAUUAAAAAAAAAACGUCAUAAAGAACAGGCAAUUAUGUCCUUGAGCCUAAAGCUCGAUAGACGAGGUGGAGUUUAUACCAGUGAUCCAAAGGUGUCAUAACCUUUCUUCCCUCUUUACUGCUCGCCAUUGUUUCCUUAUAUUACCUUCCUUUUGGUGUAUGUGAUGUGUAGCACAAUAAAA
This is a messenger RNA of Oreochromis niloticus (Nile tilapia), 2269 nucleotides long. Its product is annotated as palmitoyltransferase ZDHHC20. Gene Ontology annotation, molecular function: palmitoyltransferase activity. The transcript has 12 exons. NCBI's taxonomy places the organism in Eukaryota, Metazoa, Chordata, Actinopteri, Cichliformes, Cichlidae. The record is from RefSeq and is a predicted model, not a curated record. The coding region runs from base 37 to 1092 and encodes 351 amino acids.